Messenger RNA from Nomia melanderi (Alkali bee), 1850 nucleotides. The record is from RefSeq and is a predicted model, not a curated record. Lineage: Eukaryota; Metazoa; Arthropoda; Insecta; Hymenoptera; Halictidae.
AAUCACGUUCUAUCAUUUAAAUUCUUGAAAAAACAUAAACAGAUAAAAAUAAAUGUUUACCAGUGUAAGACAUUUAUUUGUCUUGAAGGAAUUUGAAUCAUAAUUAAUGUACUUGAUUACUUGUUCAUUAAAAAGAGUAAAUCUUUCCUUCGCCUUUUUGUUUAUAUUCAGUCGUAACAAUUCUGCCACCAAAGAAGUUCACACUAUCAGGUAUAGACGUCUACCUUCACGGUAUAAGUUCGCAUCACAGAACUGAUAAACUCAUAGCAGAGGGUAUACUGCUAAAUAUAAUGCUGUUUAAUUAUAUUCUUAUCACUUGAAAAACGUUAUAAGGAAUAAUAUUCAAUCUAUAUUAUCAUCAGCACUACUAAAUCUUGUAAUGUAAACAGAAAUAUUUUAUGUAACCUCUUUGUAGUGUGUUGUAUUUUGCUUCAAUAUUGAGAUUUGGUAAUAAAUGUGACCAACAAAGAUUUAUUUUUCACAUUGCAUUAUUAAUAUUUUAUUAUUACACUAAUUAUCCUACAAGUGUUUGGUCAGGUUAUACCAAGAAAAUCAAUAUACCUCCAUUGAAUCAUGUGUGAUAAUAUGUUCCUUAUAAGAAUGAUUCCAUGGGAAUUAGUAGGAACCGUGCAAGAUUAUUUACCCACUGAGAUGAAAAUACAUUUACUACCAAUAAUAACACAGCUAAGAUCAUGCAGUGAAAACAAAAAAGAUUUAUCAAAAAAGUGGGUAAACAGUUCACUAAUUCUAAUUGAAGCAUGUUUGGAUAGAACAUGGGAAACAUUAAAUUCGGGUUAUUGGAAUCAUGUUCCAAUAGCAUAUAGAUAUUGUUAUUCAUUAUGUACUAUUCUAAAGGCUGUACUACUUGAAAUUCAAUAUUAUCACAUAGAUGAGAAAAAGGUCACAAAUAAUGUGACUUUGUUAAAAAAUAUUGUUCAACAAAUUGAUAAAGGCAUUUUAUUGGGGUCACCAUUACCAGAUAUGCCUGAUUUAUUACCUACAAUUGCAUCACAGUUAAAUACUUGCAGUGUCACAGACGUAUUGGAGGCAUCAACUUUGAAAGAAUUAGUUAAUGGUUUUGAAGAAUUAGUUGAUACAGCACUUUAUGACUUUACUAACAUUGCUGAAUAUAAUGAACCUUCAAUGGAAUUAUUUUAUAAAGAAUGUUUUAUGCCUAAAGUUCCAGCAUUACUAAAAGGCUGUAUUAAACAUUGGAGGGCUUUAGAACAAUGGCAAAAUAUAAAUUAUUUAAGUAAAGUAGCAGGACAUCGAACAGUACCUAUUGAAAUUGGAUCACGUUAUAAUGAUGAAAACUGGACUCAGCAACUUAUUCUUUUUUCAGAAUUUUUAGAAAAUUAUAUAUUAUCAAAACAUAAUAACAUUGCUUAUUUAGCUCAACACAACCUUUUUGAUCAGAUUCCUGAAUUAAAAGAUGAUUUUACAGUACCCGAGUAUUGUAGUUUUACAGACAAUGAGGAUGUGGAACAACCAGAUAUAAAUGCUUGGUUUGGACCUUCUGGAACUGUUUCACCAUUACACUUUGAUGCAAAAAAUAAUUUUUUGUGUCAGGUAUUUGGAUAUAAGAGGGUAAUUUUAUAUGAUCCUAAAGAUUCAUCUAACUUAUAUCCGUAUGACACAAGGUUACUCAAUAAUACUGCACAAGUAGAUCCUUUCAAUCCAGAUUUUGAGAAGUGGCCAAAUUUUAAGAAAGCCACAGGGUUUAUGAGCUACUUGAAACCAGGAGAAAUGCUUUAUAUUCCUCCAAAAUGGUGGCAUCAUGUAACUGCUUUAACUCCAAGCUUCUCAAUAAAUUUCUGGUGGAAUUAAGCAUAAUUAGAAAACUUCUUAAU